Molecule: messenger RNA, 5108 nt
Organism: Chelonia mydas (Green sea turtle)
Lineage: Eukaryota; Metazoa; Chordata; Testudines; Cheloniidae
Gene: TSNAXIP1
Product: translin associated factor X interacting protein 1
Exons: 16
Coding region: 691-2859 (722 amino acids)
Cellular component (GO): cytoplasm
Source: RefSeq, a predicted model, not a curated record
GCACCCGUCCUGCAUCCACCCCACCCCCCAUCUCUCCCAGGGUACCCCCUGCGGCCUGCCCUCCGUCUUCCCCAGGGUACCCCCUGCGGCCUGCAUCCCCCCCGGGUUCCCCAAGUACUCUCCUACAGCCUUCCUCCCCCAGGAUACCCCCUGCGGCCUGCAUUUCCCCAAGUACUCUCCUACAGCCUGCCUCCCCCAGGGUACCCCCUGCGGCCUGCCCUCCGCCUUCCCCAGGGUACCCCCCUGUGGCCUGCAUCCCCCCCGGGUUCCCCAAGUACUCUCCUACAGCCUUCCUCCCCCAGGAUACCCCCUGCGGCCUGCAUUUCCCCAAGUACUCUCCUGUAGCCUGCCUCCCCCAGGGUACCCCCCUGCGGCCUGCAUCCCCCCCGGGUUCCCCAAGUACUCUCCUACAGCCUUCCUCCCCCAGGGUACCCCCUGCGGCCUGCCCUCCGCCUUCCCCAGGGUACCCCCCCCAUAGGUAGCCGGCUCAGCGCUACUCGUCGCCUUGCCCAGGACGCAGGCUGGCGGGCUAGGUCACCUCGGCGGGGACACCUCAAGCAGGCCCAGCCGUCCCCACCUCCCCCUGCCCCGACCCCACGCGCUCGGACUGGCGCGCAGCUGUUUGUCAGGCGGCCGCCGGCCAGCUAUGGCAGAGGCGGGGUCCUGGGCGGCGGGGCCGGGCUUGUCUCCAUGGUGACCGUAUCAACAACCUCCGCUCCGUGCCUGCGCCCGGCCAUGGCCCUGGCGCCUUCGCUCGGAUGGGCACCUAGUCUACAUUCACCGGAGAGUUCAAGUUACCAAAUACAGACUGGUAGUCUGAAACACAUCCUUCUGAAGAAACGAAAGACUCUGGCCUACCGGUUUUCUGUUGGAGGUCGUUUGUCCACAUGGCCUGCAUAUGCAUCUGGGCAAGCUAUCUUACAGAAUCAGAAACCCUGUUGUAGUCCAGAGGGGAGAAGCAAGAAACUGGCUUCUCUUACCAUUGCAAAACCACGAUACCUGGAGGAGCUGGAAUCCUACCUAAGGAAAGAGCUGCAGUCUCUGGACCUGACUAAAGAGAACGCUCAGGAACUUAAGCUCCAGCCUUAUAGAGAGAUCUUUGAGUUCUUCAUAGAGGACUUCAAAACCUACAAGCCCCUGCUGUCUGCCAUAAAGAAUGAGUAUGAAGUUACAUUGGCUCACCUGAGGGAGAAGAUCCGCUCCCUGGAGCCCUUGAAGGCAAUGCUGGUGUGUGUGUCAGAUGAGUGCACCCGGCAGAUCGUGGCCCUCCAGGAGGAGGAGAAAGCUGAAAUAACCAAGCUGAAGAAAGAGAAACUGUAUUUGUUAAAGCUUAUCGACAAAAUGAAGGAGGAGAAGGGCUCCCUGCAGACUCAGGUGAACAUGCUGCGGAAGAAUAUGGCCAAGGAAUACAUGCGCUACAUUAAUGAGUGUGACGCACGCAAGCUGCUGCUAGCAGACCUGAAUGAAAUGCGCAAUCAGCAGUUGGAAAUGUCGCUUCGCCAAGUCCAAGACGUCAAGGGUGAAGACUUGGUCAAGGUAACGCUGGCGUUGAAGAUAGCUCGGCAGGACCUCACGAAAGCCCAGGUGGAGCUGAACACGAUGAAAGCAGAUUAUGGAGACGUUGUACCCAGGAGAGACUUCGAAUCGCAGGAGAAAAAAUAUUCUGAUCUGUUUGAGAAGAUGGAAGUCCUGCAGAAGGAUUUUGAUGACCUCCAAAAGGAGUAUGACACUCUGUUGGAAAUCCACCAAGAGACUGUGGAAGAGCGAGACUGCUUCUACAACGAACUCCAGCAAGUUCAGCGCAGCUCCACGCCCCGGCCUGACUGGGCAAAAUGUGCAGAGGUGAUUUCUGGUGGGCCUGUGCGGUGGAGCUAUCUGGAAGAGGGGAAGACCAGUGACCAGCUGGUGGAUGUGCUUCUGGAGGAAAUAGGAACAGGAGUGCUGAAGGAGAAAGACUCCUUCCCUGGACUGGGCAAAGGGGACAAGGUCCCUGUGUACCUGAGGUACGAAGGCCAGGUGAAGAACAAGAAGCUAAACAAAAAGGAUGUGGUGAACAUCGUGAAGGAGAUCUGGAAAGAGAAAGUUUCAGCAGAUCUGCAGAAAGGGAAGCAAUCCAGCCUUCCAGAGUUCUUCCUUAACUACCUCCAGAAGAAGUAUGGAGACGCCUCUGCCUUUGAAUGGGCUUACACCAUCUAUGAAAACAUCAAGCUGUACCGAUCAAACGAAGCCAUGAGCUUGUUCUAUGACAUACUGAGUGGGAAGGUGGAUGAAGGACUAUACCAUGGCCAGAACCAGCUAAUCUCCAACCUGCUGAAGGAGCUGACGGCCAGCGACAGCUCAAACAGCGGAACUCUCAUGACUGAACAGUUCAACCUGGCACUGAGGGCCGCUUGUCCCUUGAAAAGUAAUGAUCAGAUCCAGGAGCUAAUAGAUGCAAGCAGGUACAAGGCACAAAGCACAGAGGACUUCAUUGACUACAGGUCCUUAUUCAUGGAGGACGAGGAGGGCAACGCUGAGCCCUUCAUUGCGAAGAUCAGGAGCCAAUAUGCUAGCGAGAAGCAGGAGUAUCUGAGAGAACUGAGGAAUGAGCUGGGCCACAUGCCGGAGGUGAAAGUGGACGAUCUGAAGACAGCCUUCGGUGCCAUUGAUCCUGCUAUUGAUGACCUAACGCUGGACGCCUACAUUUGCCUGGCAUUCCAGGCCUCAAAAGAACAGUGGGAUCAGACUGGCUCUCUGCCUGUGGACACAGUGGUUGAGAGACUGCUGGCUGGAGACACAAAACGAAUAGGCCCCCUUCCUGAAGAGACCUACACAAGCCUCUCAGAACGGGGAGAGGCAGAGGCCUACAAUUAUUGUUAAAGGGCUCCUCUCACCCCUUAUGUACUCAGCUAAAUACUUGUGUCUAGCUUUACAAAAGGGUACUUGUAGGGGCUACUGCACUGAGUUUGUUUACAGGCUGACUGAUCGUUAACACCAGAGAGGCUUGAUUGAUUUGUAUCAUCAGUAGUGCAGCCAGCUCAAGCAGAUGAGAGUUCCUACGCAGCUCAGUGGCCUAUGUAAAUAGUUUAAUUUCAGUUCUCUCUGGGAGCAGGGUGCACUUGGCAUCCGGUCUGCAGUCGCAGCAGAGGCAGCUCAUCCCGCCAAAGCAAGCUGGAGGCCAGGGACCGCUAGUCUCUAGGGAUGUCAGUGUCAAUUUUCAUGAACACUCCACUACUCACUUGAUCAUCACAGCUGCUGAGACCUGUAAGCCCUCCUUAAAGCCCAAGGCUGGGGUGCUGGUACUCAACAGCCUGGAAAAUUAGACCCUCACUGUUUAAAAGACCCCACCACUCCUGUUUCCUCGUGUUGAGAAGUCAGGCAAGUUUUCACAAGAGCAAGAUUUCUAAAGAAGGGCUUGGAUACAGGGGGAAGUGAUCCUGCUAUAAGGUAGGGUGUGAAUUUAAACUGCUCCAGUAAUACAGCUGGAACUCUGUGGGGACACUUAUUCCAGUGGGAGAGUGCCUUUUUCAAUGAGGUUUGGGCAGUCUGGAAGUGGUUUAAGCUAAACCCCCAAAAGUCCCUCUCAUCCCAAAAUAAGAGAGUCCCCAGUCUAGCUCGACAGGUAUAACUGGACAAGUGGCCCUGGGGACAAGCCCUAGGACUCCAGCCCCACAGGAAAGGGCCAAGGUGGUAUGGGUAACUUUGCACAGCCAUUCGCUAGUCCUCACCAGUGUGUGCCCACUCAGGGCUGGUCCUCUCAGAAUUCCCUGAGCCCUCUGCUGCUUUGGGCCAAAUGUCAGAGAUCAGGGGUCAGGAAAGCAGCUCUAUGGCAGUUAGCUUGUUUACUCCACCACCUAGCAACUUAGAAUUAAGGGUCACCCUGCCAGAAUAUAAACAUCAGGCUUCUUCCCUUCCUCCUACCACACAUUGGAUGGGAGGGAUGGGGAGAGCUGAAAUGGCAGGAGAUCUCUAACUGAAGUAACAAACACCAAUUAGGUGCAAGCAUGAAGUGGAAUGUCAGCAAGAAGAGCCCCAGAAAAGUUGGGGUGCAGAGGCCCCACAGCCUAGCUGGAUUAGGAUAGUGGGUAUGCUGUAUGCUUCUGUGAAGUGCUUACACCUGGAAUACUGCAUUCGGUCUGUGCACCUCCACACCAGGAAAAGUCUACACUGAGCAGGGAAAGCAACAAUACAGCAUAGCAUAGCUAGAAACCAAAACUACUGCAGUAGGUGGAAAUAAGUCCGGAAACCCCUUGACAGGAGAAUAAUGGUGAGUGUGGUGUGAGCGGGUGGAACUAGGCACAGUGUGGUGGAAUUCAGUGACUAUCAAGGAGCAUUUCACUGAAUUGUAAUCAGUCUCUAACAGAUAUGGGCGAGCUCCAUCACUGAAGGCACCUAGUACUGGGCUAGAGAAGACACGGGGCAUACAGGGUAGAGAGCAGUCCUACAUUAACACACCAUGCAGUAGAAUCAACUAGAUCUGUUCAUAUUUAUUUGUAGUGUUAAUAAGUCUAGGUUUAAAAUAGCUUCUGGAUAUUCAGAAUGUAGGUUUCCUCUGUCCUCUUCUCUCCAAUUACAAUCUGACAACUUUAGAGGUCAUUCUGUGCCUAAAAUCUUCUGUUUAUUUAACUCUCAGGACACUGGCUGAAUUCCAAGCUGCUAUGAAGCAUUGCUUCUGGCUGCAGGAGGCAGAGCAACACAGAUUCUUAGCUGGGACUUAGCCCUGGCUUACCCUCACCCCAUGGUACGAGACCCCUUCCUCAUGCCAAUGCCGUAAGCCCCUGCCCUCUGCUGAAAGCUGUUGGCCCUACUUGUCCAGGGACCCGCAAGAGUUGGUCUGGCUGUGGAAGAGCCCACACAUUAGCUGCCAGGAUAGCUGAGUGAGGAGCCAGGGGCAGCAGUCCUAAGGCCAGCUGACAACUAAGGUGCAACCAUCUCUGUCUGCUAAUGGUCUUGGGACAUGAAGGUUCUGCUUGUUUUCAGGGGAAGCUGGAAACACCAAUUACUCAGCUGCUCUAGAUCAGCAUUUUUCAACGCGUGAGUCACGACCCAGUACUGGGUUGCAGCAGGUAAGGCGCAGGGCAGCUCUGGGCAGCACCGCCGACUGGGACAUUAAAAGUCCUGUCUGCGGU